UGAAGAGCGGCGUCCGUUGUUGUUGAUUGUUGGUUAUUUUAUUUCAUGAAUGUACGUAUUGUAAUUCAAAGUGAAGUAAACAUUUUUUGAUAAACAAAAUGAUGCGAAAUCCCAAGUUAGAAGAGUUCGAAAUAGAAAUGAAACCAUUAAGAAAAACAGGACGACAAAAGUUUUCAGAUUUCGUUUACAAUGAUGAAACUGGAACAAUUAUGGGCAGGACUCCUGAAAGUUGGGGAAAGAUCAUCCUCUUCUACGUAAUAUUCUAUGGAGCGCUCAUAGGUCUAUUCUCCAUAUGCAUGGUGACAUUCUUACAACAAUUCAUCAACCCAAGAGUGCCGAGGUUACAACAAGAUGGUGGACUCAUCGGUACAAGCCCUGGGCUCGGCUUCCGACCAUUGCCUGAAGAUGUAAGAAGUACCCUUAUAUGGUAUAAGGGUACAGGGUACGAUAGCUACAGGUUUUGGGAGGAUCAGCUCAUUGACUUUUUAUCUGUGUACAAGAAGAAAGGUCAAACAGCGGGCGCCGGUCAGAACAUAUUCAACUGCGACUUCCGUAACCUCCCACCUCCCGGCAAAGUGUGCGAUGUGGACAUACGAGGUUUUGAACCGUGCACCGAAGAAAACCACUUCUCGUACCAUAAGUCGUCGCCGUGUAUCUUCUUGAAACUAAACAAAAUAUUCGGAUGGCGACCGGAAUUCUACAACGAUACGAACAACUUACCACUGAGUAUGCCUCCAGAGUUACAGAGCAGUAUAAAAAAUAUCACUGGAUAUAAUAGAGAUGCGGCUAACAUGAUAUGGGUGUCGUGUCAAGGUGAAACCCCAACAGACCAGGAGAACAUCGGACCGAUCACAUAUUUACCAUAUCCAGGGUUCCCGGGUUAUUUCUACCCGUACAAUAAUGCUGAAGGGUAUCUGAGUCCCUUGGUAGCCGUGCAUCUACAAAGCCCUGCGACCGGUAUAGUCAUUAACAUAGAAUGUCGCGCGUGGGCCAGAAAUAUAAAAUACGACAGAAAAGAGAAGCUGGGAGUCGUCCAUUUUGAACUCAUGAUCGAGUAGACUGUUAUAUACCUCCAUGACAUUCGGUCUUUCCAGUAGACCGCGGUCUUAGUAGACCAACAGAUUGAUCCUAUUUUUAUAGGUAUUUUAGUUAAAUAUUUAGCAAUAGGUUUGACAUGAAGGAUAUUUUUUUCGAAUCUCGUGUUGGUCUUUUCAGUAGAAUAUGUUUGUGCUUAUAUGAUACUUUUAUUUUAUCAUUAUGUAUGUAAGUAGUUUGACUUUUAUCAAAAGACCUCAGUAGACCAAGUAAAUCCCAGUAGACUAACGAAUCUCAAUAACUUCUACAAAUUAGACAUUUAAUAUCAAUGUAAUUAAUGAUGAAGAUGAUCUGAAUUUAUCGGCUGAAUUUACGUUAGUGUAAUGAUUUUUUAUACUUUUUAUUUUUAAAUAUUUUAUAAAAAAAAAAAAUUAUGAAUUUGCAUUUUCCGAAUUCA
Colias croceus (clouded yellow) is the source of this 1492-nucleotide messenger RNA. RefSeq names its product sodium/potassium-transporting ATPase subunit beta-2-like. Gene Ontology annotation, biological process: intracellular sodium ion homeostasis; intracellular potassium ion homeostasis; sodium ion export across plasma membrane. The record is from RefSeq and is a predicted model, not a curated record. Gene Ontology annotation, cellular component: sodium:potassium-exchanging ATPase complex. Lineage: Eukaryota; Metazoa; Arthropoda; Insecta; Lepidoptera; Pieridae. Gene Ontology annotation, molecular function: ATPase activator activity. The coding region runs from base 99 to 1058 and encodes 319 amino acids. The transcript has 6 exons.